GCACAGAGUUGAGCGACUUGUCCCAAGAUCACACCGGGCACACGCGCGCACCUCGGAGCGCAUCUGACCUGUGGUGCACAUCUCUCCACCUCAGCCUCGCGGUUAUCCUUCAGAGCAAUGGGCGUAGGCUACCUACGCUUUUUUUCGUCUCGAAGGAGGUAGGUGAGGGACGGGGUCGUAGCUCCAUAAAUACUUGGCUCACAAUGACUUUGGAUGGACCCGGUUGGAUUUACCGUUGGAGCAGCCAAGAGCAGAUACGUAACUUUAUGGCAAACUGAUAGUGCGUAUUUAAAGAAGGGCCGCCCGGUGAAGGCCUCACUUAAAACUGUGAAAGUUGUUUCAUCUUUGGCGAAUAAAGGAACUCUGUGAGCGGUACAGGCUAAGUGGAUUUAUCCUCUUCAAAGACUGGGAUGUAGUUCAAUUUUACAGCUAAGUAGCCGAAGUAAUUUGUUAACAUGACAGUCCUUGCAUCUUUGAACUGUGCAGUUCUGGGUAUCGCGUGGAGCCUGAGCUUUUUGUCGUGCGCUCAUUGUGGGUUAAGUGACCACCAUGUGCACUCCAGUUUUAUCUACAGGAGAUUGCGCAAUCACGAACGCAAAGAGAUCCAGAGAGAGAUCCUGUCCAUCCUGGGUCUGCCCCACCGGCCGAGGCCCUUCUCUCCCGGGAAACAGUCCUCUUCUGCGCCGCUCUUCAUGCUCGACCUGUACAAUGCCAUGUCCGUGGAGGAGGAAAGCGCGUACCACGGAACAGGGAAAGGCUUCAGUGCCAAGGCGGCCGGCCAGUCCCGGAAAGCUUACUACAGCCCCCAGGGCAACGGAUACUCCCGUAUGGCACAGCCCUACCGCGCGGCCCCUCUGUUGGGCCACAACCCUGCGCUCACCACGGCACAUGACACCAACUUUCUAAACGACGCCGACAUGGUCAUGAGUUUUGUUAAUUUAGUGGAGAAAGAUAAAGAUUUCUCUCACCAAAGACGACACUACAAGGAGUUCCGGUUUGAUCUGACUCAAAUCCCUGAGGGGGAGGCUGUGACUGCAGCCGAGUUUCGUAUCUAUAAGGAUCGCAGCCAUUCAAGAUAUGACAAUAUUACUCUGAAGAUCUCCAUAUAUCAAGUAAUCAAAGAAUAUCAAAAUAAAGACGCAGACACUUUCCUUCUGGAUUUCAAAAAAGUGCAGGCCUCAGACGGAGGUUGGCUCGGCUUUGACAUCACAGCCACCAGUAACCACUGGGUGAUGAACCCCCAGCACAACCUGGGGCUGCAGCUCUGCGUGGAGACGGCAGAUGGCCGCAGCAUCAACACUAAGUCUGCCGGAAUCAUUGGAAGGAAUGGGCCCCAAUCUAAACAGCCAUUCCUGGUUGCUUUCUUUAAGGCCAGUGGAGUGUUGCUUCGCUCAGUGAGAGCUACUGGUGGGAAGAAAAAGAACCAUAAUCGCAAUAAAUCUAACAAUCAACAAGAGUCAUCACGAGCACCAAAGAGUGGAGACUAUAACACAAGUGAACAGAAGCAAGCCUGCAAAAAACAUGAACUCUAUGUGAGCUUCAGAGAUUUGGGUUGGCAGGACUGGAUUAUUGCUCCAGAGGGUUAUGCUGCUUUUUACUGUGAUGGUGAAUGUGCAUUUCCUCUUAAUGCGCACAUGAAUGCAACCAAUCAUGCCAUUGUUCAAACUCUUGUGCAUUUAAUGUUUCCUAACAAUGUGCCAAAGCCGUGCUGCGCUCCAACCAAACUGAAUGCAAUAUCAGUGCUGUACUUUGAUGACAGCUCCAACGUGAUCCUUAAAAAAUACAGGAACAUGGUGGUGCGGUCUUGUGGUUGCCAUUAGCAUCCAGGAAGACUUUAAUUUAUGCUCUCUGGUCCAACUCUCUUGAAAACACAUCUGCUGUGGUUGUGAGAAUAUGUACAGUGUUAUGUAUAUAAUGUUUUCUGGAUAAUUUAUUAAUAGCACUGAUUAUUGUUCUGUCAAAGUAAGUAAUAUAUGAGUUUUCCUUAUCACUUUGUCCAAUGGCAUAUAUCCCCCCUUUAGUUUCUGCUAUUCACUGGAAUCAAAAUGAGAACUUAAAUUCAAUAUAUUCCUUCUAUUUUAUGUAAUUGCCAGUUAAGAUAAUUGCAGUACAGCUUAAGGUAUUGUAAGGCUGUCUUACUUUCAAGCAGUAUGACUCAGUUGUAGAGUUGUACCAUAUGCAGGGCACUUAUAGUGCAUUUUUUUAAGAUCGUAUGGUUAUCUGUAUAUUUUUCCUCCAUUCUUAUCUCUGCUCUUCCCCAAUAAAAAGUAAAAAAUAUUGUUUACAUCUUUUAC
Molecule: messenger RNA, 2294 nt
Organism: Periophthalmus magnuspinnatus
Lineage: Eukaryota; Metazoa; Chordata; Actinopteri; Gobiiformes; Gobiidae
Gene: bmp5
Product: bone morphogenetic protein 5
Exons: 7
Coding region: 456-1820 (454 amino acids)
Biological process (GO): SMAD protein signal transduction
Cellular component (GO): extracellular region
Molecular function (GO): growth factor activity; cytokine activity
Source: RefSeq, a predicted model, not a curated record